CAAGCCAUUUACAAGCUCUAGCUCAGCAAACGUGUGUGUGCAAAAAGAACAAAGUUACAAGAACUGUUAGCAUUUGCUAUAGUACAAAACUUCGUCCUUUCAUAGUAUGUCAGUUACCCUGGCGAAACAACUACCGAAUCUACACCAGCGACUACCUGGAUCUAUGCAUACCUAUAGCAACAGCCCUGUGAUUCGGGUGGAUGCUACCGCAACAGAGCUGUCAAGGUCUCUAUCGAUUCCCCCUUCACAGACUUCGCAGAAAGACAUGUACAAUCCCUCGUGCCAGCAGCAAUUCAAUUCUGAUAUCGACAUAGGCUCUGCAUGCACUCCUGCAAGCAAUGCCUCCUGGGAUGCUGCCUCAGUAGAGGAUCUUCCACAGGACACUCCCAAGACGACAGUAAAGCUCGAAGAAACUCUCUCUUAUAAUGGAGCUGAUAGCAAAGCAGAUUCAGAGAGUGAAUCCAAUGAUGUAAAGAAAGAAGAUGACACAGACUCUAAGAAAUCCAAGCCACCUUUCUCUUACAAUGCACUGAUUGUAAUGGCCAUCAGAUCGAGCCCAGAGAGAAAACUGACUCUCAGUGGAAUCUACGACUACAUAAUGAAGAACUUUCCUUACUACAGAGAAAAUAAGCAAGGCUGGCAAAACUCAAUCAGACACAAUCUCUCGUUGAACAAGUGUUUUGUGAAGGUCCCCCGUCCUUAUGAUGACCCCGGCAAAGGCAACUACUGGACAUUGGACCCAUCUAGUGACGAUAUUAUGUUCAUUGGAGGUACCACAGGUAAACUGAGAAGACGACCGAUCUCGAGAAGACACCAAGGAAACGAUAUCUACGGCCACAACAUGCGAGUACCUCCCCUCACAAUGCCAAGACACCCUGGCUUCAGCGGUAUGCCUGCUUUCGACAUGGGUCCAUAUGGCCACCCUAUGAUGCCCCAUCAUGUCCCCAUGGGAGGUAUUGAUGGCCACCACCAUCCCUCUGUCACAGGUCACUCGACUCUCCCCCCUGCCAGUCUCCAUAAUGGUGGCAUCCCCUCGACAUUGCAUAAUGCUUCAUCAAUGCCAUUCUCAUUUGGUUACCCCCCUAUCGUCUCUCCGUUUGGAAUGAACAAAUCUCAAUCAUUUGGAUUCUCAAUGGACAGUCUAUUGAAACCCGGCACCACCACCACCAGUGGAAGUUGUGUCAGUAUCCCAUCUUCCCUACCGUACCUCCCCAGUGCAGCAAGCAUUCAAUCUGCAUCCAGUCUAGGCAUCAACUCAUACAAACUGCCUAGUCUGCCCAGUCCAAGUAUCGUCUCGAACACAAUGCAAUUUGCAGGUCUAACUCCGUUGUCUCCACAGACGCAACAGUUUUUCUUCAUGCCCACAACCCCAGUGCUCCCUGGUCACCCGGCAACCUUUUUCCCUCCGUCAUGUAGCAGCUUCCCCCUCUCCCAAUCUCAGACAAACACAAGUUUCCCAACCACCUCUGCACAAAACUCGCUCUCAACCGACACAGUAAACAUGUAUUCAAGUCACAGCAGUGUUAACUCAGCAAACAGUGUAAACUGCUCAUCAUCAAUCUAAUUUACUGGCAACGUGUGUUUUCUAAAUUUUUUUGCUAUAGCCAGGACCAUACAGGAUUGUAUUUAUUAAUUUUUAUCACUUGUAUAUGCCUCCCUUUAUCGUCUGAUUUUUUUGUAUAAUUAUUUAAACAAUCAUUCAACUUUUUGUGAAAUCUUUCAGACAUUAAUCGUGGACCACUUUUUUAGGCAGGCCUUGUGUCCACGCUGGUUUUCAUGCAUGCAUAUUAAUCAUUUUUGUUGAUUCAUCACACAAUUUCCACAUAAUACAUGGUUAAAAAAGUUA
Messenger RNA from Halichondria panicea, 1846 nucleotides. Its product is annotated as fork head domain transcription factor slp1-like. Gene Ontology annotation, biological process: regulation of transcription by RNA polymerase II. The transcript has a single exon. Gene Ontology annotation, molecular function: sequence-specific double-stranded DNA binding; DNA-binding transcription factor activity. Gene Ontology annotation, cellular component: nucleus. NCBI's taxonomy places the organism in Eukaryota, Metazoa, Porifera, Demospongiae, Suberitida, Halichondriidae. The record is from RefSeq and is a predicted model, not a curated record. Bases 107 to 1564 code for a protein of 485 amino acids.